AUGAAUUGUACUUAUCAUUUUGAAAAUCAAGUUUCGCUGAUAUGUAUUGCUCCUCACUAAUGUUCAUGUUAACGGAAACUAUGUGUUAAAUGCCUUCUUGAACAUAAAGUGGAUAUUAAAUAAGUCAUGUCGAUUGAUGAAUUUCCGAAAAUGGUUUUAUAUAAAUUAAAGCAAUUUAAGGUUGAUUAGGAGUCUGAAAUUAUAGUAUAGAAAAAUAUAGUCAAAUUGGUGCUCUCUCUAACAUAAAUCAUUAUGAACUAAAUAUGGGUAUAAUUAUUCGAAUCAAUCAAUUAAAUAUAUGAUUUUAAUAGAAAAUAAAAAUAAAUCAUUUUCUAAUCUUAUCAACACAAAUACUAACAUUGCUGUAUCCUUUUAUUCUGAUUUAGAAUUUAUGGUAUCAAUUUUAGAAGAGAAAAAUUUAAGAGAUAGGAUUGAUGAGAAAAAUUCAUAUUUCAGUAAGUUAUAAGUUGAGUAGCUGAAGUGGGAAUAGGAAGUUAAAUAGUUUCAAGAAAUGUUAAAGGAGAAGAUAAUGACUAGCAUUCAACCUAUUUAAGAAAUGCUAAAAGUAUAUAAAAGAAAGGAAGAUUUGUAUUCAGUAUUAUCUUAUUCAAAGAAUAUUGAUGGAUCAUUCAUCAAUAAGAUGAUGAAUUUGUUAAAAAUUGAAAAAAUAACAGAUUGCAUUGAAUAUCUAUCAAAUAAGCAGAGUAGAGAGCAACCUCACUUAAAGUGUAAUUACAAUAUACUCAAAAAUAUAAGUGAAAUAGACUUUAAGAAAUUAGAUGGUCAUUCUCAUUUGUGUUAAUUCAAUUUGUUACUCUCCUGAUGGUACUACAUUAGCAUCUGGUAGUGAUGAUUAGUCCAUCCGUUUAUGGGAUGUUAAGACAG
Paramecium octaurelia is the source of this 885-nucleotide messenger RNA. The record is from the annotation of a GenBank genome assembly. Lineage: Eukaryota; Ciliophora; Oligohymenophorea; Peniculida; Parameciidae.